CGUAGCUUCACUCCCCAAUUUUAAGACAUUUUUUGAAGCCUUUUGUCUUGACCUAUUUAAAAGCUUUUUUUCUUCUCCACAUACCCUUUUUUCUCCUUCUUCUUCUUCUUCACUUCUCGUUCAUAAUGGCACCUAUCGAUUCUGCCCCCGUCGAUCCUAACGCUCCUCUCAAGAAGAAGCCCAUCUCCUAUGCAAACUUGGCUCUCGGUGCUACUUUGAACUUGUUCGAAGUCUCUACCCUCGGUCAGCCUUUCGAAGUCAUCAAGACUCAGUUGGCUGCUAACCGUGGUCAGUCCAUGGUCAAGGCCUUGAGCUCGAUCUACAGCCGUGGUGGUCUUCUUGGUUUCUAUCAAGGUUUGAUUCCCUGGGCUUGGAUUGAAGCCAGUACCAAAGGUGCUGUCUUGCUCUUCACUGCCUCCGAAUUUGAAUACCGCGCACGCGCUGCUGGUGCCUCUCCUUUCUUGGGUGGUAUCAUUGGUGGUAUGGGUGGUGGUAUCGCUCAGGCUUACACUACCAUGGGUUUCUGUACCUUUAUGAAGACCGUUGAAGUCACUCGUCACAAGUCUGCUACUAAGGAGUCUACUUUCAAGAUUGCUGCUGAUAUCUACAGACGAGAGGGUAUUGCUGGUAUCAACAAGGGUGUUAACGCUGUUGCUGUGCGUCAAUGUACCAACUGGGCAUCCCGUUUCGGUAUUACCCGUUUCGCACAAGACGCUAUUAUCAAAGCUCGUUAUGGCGAUGCUCCUGAUGCUGCCAAGCAUGCCACAGUCCUUGACAAGGCGCUGGCGUCCGUCAUUGGUGGUGCUCUGUCAUGCUGGAACCAACCUAUUGAAGUCAUUCGUGUUGAAAUGCAGAGUCAAGUCAAGGCUGAAGGCCGUCCUGAAAAGAUGUCCAUUGGCAAGGCCGCAGGCUGGAUCUACCAGAACAAUGGUAUCAAGGGCUUCUACAGAGGUGCUCUUCCUCGUAUCGGUCUCGGUAUGUGGCAGACUCUGUGCAUGGUUGCUUUGGGUGACCAUUUCCGUGCUCUCUUCAAGACCAAUUAAAAUGCUUCCUUCAUCCGCUUCCCGAUUCUCACAGCCACCACAAGCAGAGAUGAAUCCUCAAAAGGAAAGAUUCAUUGACAAAAAAAGGCCAACAUUCAUCAGCAUUUCAUAUUACUAUUGUUCUUUUUUUGUUUUCUGUAAAAUAUACACCUGUUUAGACAGUUUUAAGUUUACUUCGUUUGCUGGUUCUCAUUUUUCACGUGGGUUGUUGGUAAUGGAUACGAGCGUGGGUAUCAUUAAAUAUUCAACAUGUUCCCAUUCUGUCCACGUUCAAUACUUACCAUGCUUUUUGACGUUGCUAGCUUUCAAUGCGUAAUGCUGAUGUAGAUGGUUGGAGCGUAGCAAAUACUGAAAAGUUAUACACAAUUUUUAGCGGAGAAAAA
Molecule: messenger RNA, 1426 nt
Organism: Radiomyces spectabilis
Lineage: Eukaryota; Fungi; Mucoromycota; Mucoromycetes; Mucorales; Radiomycetaceae
Product: mitochondrial carrier domain-containing protein
Exons: 5
Coding region: 126-1043 (305 amino acids)
Biological process (GO): mitochondrial citrate transmembrane transport; alpha-ketoglutarate transport
Cellular component (GO): mitochondrion
Molecular function (GO): tricarboxylate secondary active transmembrane transporter activity
Source: RefSeq, a predicted model, not a curated record